GGCCACUGCUGACAAUAUGCGGGAACUAGAUGAUCGUUUCCUUAUCUAGUGGUUGAUUACUCUUUUUACACUACAAGUAUGGCUCUACGCCGUAUUGUAUGGUGGUAGAAGGAACAAGACGAAUGUGUAGGGACUAUCACCUUCAUGUGAGUUAUUACCAAUCCGCCAGAAUUUUAUGUUGCGCGGCUGGAAUGGGUAUAGAAACGAAAGAGACCAGCAACAGACUCGGCGGCGAAAGAUGUGCUGGCAUCAUGCAGAAUCGUGCAGCGGCAGGCAAAUCAACCUGUAGUAUUGCAGAAAGGUGGUAGGUAUCCAGAUAGGCGGAUUCUGCAAGUAUGCAAUGAACAGGCGCAGUUUGCAGGGGCAAUCCCUCUUCUGCCCACAGGGCUGGGCUGGUCUAUGUCUGUAUGUCAGUAUGUCUGUACGUGUGCCUACCUAGCCUACUCUUUACCUAUCAAUUAGGUACGCCUAGUUGUCUUAGUGUAUGUAGGCAGACUGAUCCAGGUGUCGUGUUCCUUUGCUUCUUAUGUGGAGAGCUAUUUAGUUGCUUGACAUACCUACUAGGGUGGAGGUGGACAGCUUUGAUAUCUUCAUCUGGUAUCGUGAGUCGAUCGAUCAGCUGCGCCGCAACUUGUUCUAGAUCCCCUGUAACGUUUGAAGUUCUCCCCACAUCCAAUACUUCGAGAUCGGUGCUUCGUGGGCAGAACAGUUGACGAAGGAAGAAGAUAGCUGAGGCCGUUUAUGAUUUCAUGUAAUUCGGCGCAAUUGUCAAAUCAUGUGCCGCAGGAUUCAACGAACUGUCAGGAGAUACUACCUACUCCAAUUCCAAAGCCGCCCUCGGAGAUGGUUGCUGAUCUAGCAUGGCGCAAAUUUCUAGACAGCUAGUACUAUGGAAGUAGGAUAUGU
Molecule: messenger RNA, 906 nt
Organism: Xylaria bambusicola
Lineage: Eukaryota; Fungi; Ascomycota; Sordariomycetes; Xylariales; Xylariaceae
Exons: 1
Coding region: 408-713 (101 amino acids)
Source: RefSeq, a predicted model, not a curated record